AAAAGGACUGGGCCUCGGGAAUCUUACAGAAGAGACGCAGAGUGAUCGUGGUUGAGAGCGAGAGCCUUUCUUCUCGCUCUUCUUCUUCUUCUUCUUCUUCCUCUCUCCCUGUUCAUCUCUUACCAGUUGCUACCAAAAAACACGGACCAACGAAAACCUCCCCGGCAUCAUGAACCACGACUCCAAGCGAAGCAAUCCUUCUCUAAUGGUCAAGCCUGAAUCUGAGGAUCGCAAACCCUCCUCUGCUGCUCCCGUCGGCAAGAAAAUCGUCAUCAAGAGCGCUGAUAUGUUCGGAGACAUGCAGAAGGAGGCUGUCGACAUUGCCAUAGCCGCAUUUGAGAAGCAUUCCGUCGAGAAGGAUGUCGCUGAGCAGAUUAAGAAGGAGUUCGAUAAGCGGCAUGGUCCGACCUGGCAUUGCGUCAUCGGUCGUAAUUUUGGUUCCUAUGUGACACAUGAAACCAACCAUUUUGUUUACUUUUACCUGGAUCAAAAAGCAGUCUUACUCUUCAAAUCUGGUUGAUGACUGUUCUUCCCUUGGCAAAGAUGCCACCAACUACUUUGGCAAGCCUGCAAUCACAAUGCUACGAUAAGUUCUUGUAUGUAUAAUCUAUGUAAAUCACUUGGUGUAGCAUUUUUCAAAUUAUAACUAAAUAUAUCACUGAGGGAGUAGAUUAAAUGGAAUUCAAUCUGCCAUUACAUAAAUCUCUCAAAGGGUUUCCUUGUUGCUCUCAUUAAAACAGAAGGUUGCAGUACAAAAAGGGGAGGGAUGCUUGUUUUUAA
This is a messenger RNA of Cucurbita maxima (winter squash), 780 nucleotides long. RefSeq names its product dynein light chain 1, cytoplasmic-like. Gene Ontology annotation, molecular function: dynein intermediate chain binding; dynein light intermediate chain binding. The transcript is spliced from 3 exons. The record is from RefSeq and is a predicted model, not a curated record. Gene Ontology annotation, cellular component: dynein complex. Lineage: Eukaryota; Viridiplantae; Streptophyta; Magnoliopsida; Cucurbitales; Cucurbitaceae. The coding region runs from base 170 to 520 and encodes 116 amino acids. Gene Ontology annotation, biological process: microtubule-based process.